AUGAGUUCUACCACCAACCACGAACAACAUUCAAUCGAGAAGAUCGCUGCUCACAUCAAGAAUGGCUCCAUCAAGAAAAUAGUUGUCAUAGCAGGCGCUGGGACUUCCACUUCAGGCGGUUAUCCCGAUUUCCGAACUCCCAACACGGGCAUAUACGCCAAAAUCGCCAAGAUGAAGUUGUUACCCUACCCAGAGGCAAUAUUCAGUGCACACUAUUUCAAGCAUACGCCAGAGCCCUUUUUUGCCUUUUUGCGGGGUGUGAUGCAGCUCAACUUUAGACCGACGAUCACGCAUGCUUUUAUUGCGCUUUUGCAGCGGAUGGGUGUGUUGGAGAUGGUUUUUACCCAGAAUAUUGACGGGUUGGAGCGCGCAGCUGGAAUUCCAGAUGAAAAGGUUAUGGCUGUGCAUGGGCAAUUCGGUACCCAGCGCUGCAUACUUUGCAAGACUGCGUGGUCAACCGAAAGAUUUGAAGGAGUAGUGAAAAGCGGACGAGUUCCCCGGUGCGACAAUGCAGACUGCAAUGGGCCCAUCAAACCAGAUACAGUGAUGUUUGGGGAACCGCUCUCGCCAAAAUAUGACGAAAGCGCCGAUAUACUCAAGAUCGCGGAUCUGGUUCUUGUGAUAGGAACAAGCCUCAAAGUCCAUCCUGUGGCUAGCCUGCCGUCUCUAGCGGCACCAAGUGUGCCAAGGGUCUUGAUCAAUCGAGAGGCUGCUGGUGACCUAGGAAGUCGACCGGACGAUGUCCUGUUACUUAGUGACUGUGACAAAACAGUGAGAGUUAUGGCAGAUUCACUGGGUUGGAGAAAAGAGUUGGAAGAUAUAUGGAAGGAAGUAGGACCACAACCGGGGGACGAAAACCCGGUGCUGGAAGAUGCUAUUGAGAAGGAAAUAGAAAAGUUCCUCAGUGAGCAAACUGAGGAGCGACAGCUCGUUUACCAAGGUCAUAAAACAUUCUUGGAGAAACAUUUGGAAAACAAGAUGUCACGAAUGCCCUCCGGUGCUGAACCAUGCACCAAUUGA
Molecule: messenger RNA, 1020 nt
Organism: Talaromyces rugulosus
Lineage: Eukaryota; Fungi; Ascomycota; Eurotiomycetes; Eurotiales; Trichocomaceae
Exons: 1
Coding region: 1-1020 (339 amino acids)
Molecular function (GO): NAD+ binding
Source: RefSeq, a predicted model, not a curated record